This is a messenger RNA of Anolis sagrei ordinatus, 2568 nucleotides long. NCBI's taxonomy places the organism in Eukaryota, Metazoa, Chordata, Lepidosauria, Squamata, Anolidae. The record is from RefSeq and is a predicted model, not a curated record.
AACUCAUGAGUGACCAGAAGGCUGACCUUAAGGGGGACAAUAAAAGUGAAUCAAAGAGUAGCCCAAAGAGCGAUCAAAAGGAUAGCCCAAAGCUUGAGCAAAAGCUUGAACCUAAGCCUGAAAGAAAGAAAAGCCUCAGCUAUGAACAAGUUAAAGCCAAGGCACCAAGGAUUUUGGCUGAGAUGGUGCAGAUGCUUCUCACAUGGCAAAAAAUGGGCUUCCAUGUGCCACGAGGUGUCAGGAAUAUCUUUGAGUUCACAUGGGAUGAACUCAUGGUGUCACCGCCAAGGAAAUCCUUCACUGGUCUGUAUUGUCCAGUUGUCAAAUUCCUUCCUUUUGAAGAGCCUGACUUUUCCUCCACUCCGACAUCCAGAGCACAGAAGUCGACCCCUCCUGUCUCAAUGUUAAAGCCCAACCUUGUGACCCCUUCAUUUGAAAAUCAACAGAUACUCCUCAAGUUCCAAAAACGGUCAGUCUUUCUCUUGACUGAAUUGUUGAAGAUGAAGAUGAGGAUAAUGAUUGAUGCAAUUGCUGGCCCCAGCAGUGAAGAGAUUUCAAGGAUUCUCCUGGAAGCUGGUCGACAACUAUGUCCUAAAACCACAGAAGAAGCAAUUGAAAUCAUAGGCAAAGAACCAAGGAAGAAAGGACGUGGUAUGGCUCCAGCAUUACCUGUGGUCCAGAUCUCUUCCACCACCCAGCUUGUACAGCAAAUGUCAGUUUCCUGUCUUUGUUUUUCGUUAUCACUAAAAGACAGCAAGCAGCCAAAAGUUUCAGAGAAAAGUGGUAGCGCUGUUCGUGAGAAAGAAAGUUUACUGGAUAAAUUUGAUCCCUGCCCUUUAGCUAGGGAGAAGCUCCGAGAAAUUUGUAAACAUAUAGAAGAGGAGAACGCUGCGGCCAUAGCAAAGGGUCAUACAAGGGCCCUCAUACUGAGGAAUUAUAUCACUGUCCACAAGUCACCAUCCCAUGCUAUGAAAAGAGCUUCGGGUUCCCAAGUAGCUGCAGAGAUCAGACGUUCAAGGGCGAAGAAGAUGUACUUUCUCCUUCCAGAUGGAACAGCCACGAUGUAUUACCCAUCAGGAUGUAUUGCAAUGUGCCAGUUUCCCACGUGCUGUGGAGGAAGAGCAAUCACCCUUCUGUUUCAGGAUACUCCAAAUGAAGGACUUCUGGGUAUAUUAAUACCACCAGCACAUGCAUGUGUAUCCUACUCUUUUAAAUCCAACUGCUCAAUAGCACUGCUGAUGAAUCAUGAUGGAGGAAGUGUCAGAGAUAAAGAUGGUUUUCUAACCCAUCAGUGGAGCUGGUAUUCCAAAAACCAGGUCCUACAGUCAGUAGACUUUCAGAUAAAUGAGCAGCUGAAACUAAAGAUUCUUGGUCUCAAUUCCAUUACACUCACUUUUACCCCCCUCAGUGAAUGUAUCAACGUGCCUUUGACGAGACCUGGAUGCACUCACGUAACCAAGCAGUUGCCAUUAAGAAACCCUGAAAGCGAAGACAGGGAAGGACACUGGAUUCGAAGCUUAAUAGAACUUAAGCGAAGGUUUGAGAAGAGAGUGAAACAAUUCAUAAAUGGAGUUCUGAUGGUCUCAGGAAUAUGUUGCAUAGACUACCCACUUGAAUUUUCUACUGCUAAGCAAGUGAAGUUUAUGGUGAGGGAAUCGCCCAUUUAUGCCUGGAGUAGAAAACUCAAAGAAGAAACCCGUGGCUCUGCUGCAGAAGUCAAAGUGAAAGCAGACUCCAAGCCAGUUUUUUCACGGAGCCUUAUAUGUUAUCAACCUGUGAAGGAGAAACAAAAACCUGGCUUGAGGGCACUGCUGGUCUCACCUGAGGAUGCAGGCCCUGCACAGGAUACCUGGGCCUCUUCUCUUACUGACUGUCCAGUUGCGCUGCGCAAAAUUUUGGCUAAAGAAAGUGAAGGCAUUUGCUGCAAAUGUGUGGUUAAAAUUCCACUGAUUACAGAUAUGGAGUUGGAAAAGUUUAUCAAUGCUCCAAGAGACCCUCAUCAAGUACUUGUGAUAUGCAUACUGUCACCCCAAAACCAUUCUUACUCUCCUUUCUUUGAGUGGUCCAUAGAAAACAUUUAUAUACAAAAGCAGCAUGGUCGUCCAUCCCCCUGCAUUCAGAGUAAGCACGACCCUUUUCGGUUUCUGAGGUAUGACCUAGAGAGCCCUCUGAACAAGAAGCCUCCUCUUCUGGUGGAGAAACAUGCCGUUGUUCCUGGGAUGGUAGUGAUGUAUGCUGGAGGGAACCUACUCUUUGGGAGCAACAUUUUCAACGGAUACAACUACAGCAAGAGGGACCUGCUGAAGCAAAUCGAACAAGUUUGCAGUGCAUGCAAGAUGGGCCACUUCCUGCCACCAAGUUUCAAAUUUAGUCCCACUGCUGAACCUCCAAAGAUAGCGGUUAAAGUUGUAGAAAGGUUAGUACUUUUAAAAAUUAUUUAUUCAUAAUAAAGUAUACAGAUCACACACAAUUAACAUUAACAUAAAAUGUACAACCACCAAUUAGUGAUAUAUUUUUGUACAUUUAAUCUCUAUGUGCACUAGUACUCUUAAAUAGUGGUACCUGGCG